This is a messenger RNA of Pungitius pungitius (ninespine stickleback), 5379 nucleotides long. Its product is annotated as signal-induced proliferation-associated 1-like protein 1. Gene Ontology annotation, cellular component: cytoplasm. Gene Ontology annotation, molecular function: protein binding; GTPase activator activity. The transcript is spliced from 20 exons. The record is from RefSeq and is a predicted model, not a curated record. The coding region runs from base 48 to 5186 and encodes 1712 amino acids. Gene Ontology annotation, biological process: activation of GTPase activity; regulation of small GTPase mediated signal transduction. Lineage: Eukaryota; Metazoa; Chordata; Actinopteri; Perciformes; Gasterosteidae.
CAGCCAUGUCCCCCCGCUGAGUGCCUUUAGCCUCCUGCACUGGUGCCAUGACCAGCCUGAAGAGUCCACCGAUGGAGCGCCCCGCCGGGGGCUCAGUCCCCCCCCCAGCCGCCGCCGCCGCCGGCGAGUUCUUCGGCCGCCACCUCCGUAUGGCCAACGGAGGGGCCGCGCCCGGCCGCGCCGACGCCGGCGUGCCCAAAAUGGGCGUGCGGGCUCGGGUGGCCGAGUGGCCCCCGAGGAAGGACCCCGCGGGGGUCUUGUGGCACUGCCCCGCGGAGCCCGAGGCCUCUGCUGCUGCUGCGGCCCCCGCCGGCAAGAGCCACAUCAAGUUGGGCUCCGCGAUGAACCCCCAGGACUCGGCGAUGCUGCGCAACAUCCACAACACCUUGAGGAACCGGACCCAGGCCCACGCCAACAACUACAGCGGCGACACCCGGCGCCUGGCCCCGGGGGACCGCCGGGGCCCCCCCGCGAAACACAGGAACCCGCGACAGAGACGCGGGCGCCAGCGCAGCAACAGCGACAUGACCGUCGGCGAGAUGGAAGGCAGCGGCGGCGGCGGCGACGACGACAGCGGGGACGACUGGGCGGCGGCGGCGGCGGCGUUGGGGGCCAAGUGGUCGCCGCUCCAUCGCGAGUACGGCAGCACCUCGUCGAUAGAUCAGCACGCGGCGGCCGGGGAGAGCUUCUUUGAGAUGCUCCGGGCCUACCAGGGGGAGCAGGUGGACCAGCGCAGCCCCGCGCCGCAGACGCUGGAGGACGUGCUGGCUGCCGGGCCGAAGCAGGCCAGCGCCGACCCGCAGGGGGGCGGCGAGGAGGAGGAGGAGGAGGACGCCGUCGAUGGUCCGACUCCCAAAGCCAGGGAUAAGCCCCCAAAGAGGAGAACUAAGUCAGAGACGGGGGGGGAGUCGAUAUUCCGGAAGCUUCGGAGCGCGCGGGGCGAGUUCGACUCCCCCAGGGCCGGCUCCGACGUGGAGGACGGCCGGGCGGAGGACCCGGCCCCCCCCCCCAAGCCCUGGGCGUGUCACAAGAGCUUCGCCCACUACGACGUCCAGAGCAUGCUGUUUGACCUCGGCGGCGUCGCCCGGCUGCGGCGGAUCGCGGGCAAGCGGAAGAACACCACCACGGGGGCGUCGGCCGCCGCCGCCGUCUCGGCCACCUCCACGCUCUCGUCCACGCACAGCCUGCCUUACAGCUCCCCCGGGGGCAGCCGGGAGGACCUCGGCCCCGGGACGGACGCCGGCGGGCUGGACGCCGGCGGGCUGGACGCCGGGGACGAACGGAGCAACGAGAUGCUGCUCUGCUGCCCCUGCUUCCGCAACGAGAUCGGCGCCGACGGCAACGGGAGGCGGCGGCCGCUGGCGCCGCACGAAGGCAGCCUGUACGAGACCUCGGCGAGCGCGCACUGCACCAACGCCGGGGUGGCGGUGCUGGAGGGGCCGAAGGAAGGGCCCAGCACGCUCAGCGAAAGGGGCAAGCAGUACAUCGUGGAGCACGUGGACCUGGGAGCCUACUACUACAGGAAGUUCUUCUACCUGAGGGAGCACUGGAACUACUUUGGGAUGGACGAGGCGCUGGGGCCGGUGGCGGUGAGCUUGCGCCGGGAGAAGCUGGAGGAUGAAAAGGAGCACGGCCAGCAGUACAACUACCGACUCAUCUUCAGAACCAGCGAGCUGACCACUCUCCGAGGUUCUGUCCUGGAGGACGCGGUGCCUUCCGCCUCCAAGCACGGCACCACGCGGGGGCUCCCCGUCAAGGACGUCCUGGAGUGCGUCCUGCCCGAGCUGGAUCUGUCCUGCCUGAGGCUGGCCCUCAACACGCCCAAAGUCACCGAGCAGCUGAUGAAACUGGACGAACAAGGGCUGAGUUUCCAGGUGAAGGUGGGGGUGAUGUACUGCCGAGCGGGCCAGAGCACAGAGGAGGAGAUGUACAACAACGAGAUGGCCGGCCCCGCCCUGGACGAGUUCCUACAGCUGCUGGGGGAGAAGGUUCGCCUCAAGGGCUUCACCAAGUACAGAGCCCAGCUGGAUAGCAAAACGGAUUCCACGGGCACUCACUCUCUGUACACGACUUACAAGGACUACGAGAUCAUGUUCCACGUGUCGACUCUGCUGCCUCACACGCCCAACAACAAACAACAGCUGCUGAGGAAGCGCCACAUAGGGAACGACAUCGUGACCAUCGUGUUCCAGGAGCCCGGCGCCCACCCUUUCACCCCCAAGACCAUCCGCUCUCACUUUCAGCACGUCUUCAUCGUCGUGAGGGUGCACGACCCGUGCUCUGACAACACAUGCUACAGUGUGGCGGUGACCCGUUCCCAGGACGUCCCGUCCUUCGGACCCCCGAUCCCCAAGGGCGUGACCUUCCCCAAGUCCACGGUCUUCAGGGACUUCCUGCUGGGCAAAGUCAUCAACGCCGAGAACGCCGCCCACAAGUCCGACAAGUUCGGCGCCAUGGCGACGCGCACCCGGCAGGAGUACCUCCGGGACUUGGCCGAGCGUCACGUGACCAGCACGCCGGUGGAACCCGCCGGGAAGUUCCCCUUCAUCUCCCUGGCGCACAAGCGGCGGGAGAGGGUGCGUCCGUACAGCGGGGCCGAGCUGCGCAGCCUGGGGGCCGUGACCUGGCAGGUGCACGCCGAGGACCAGGUGGCCGGCGCCGAGCGCCAGUGCCUGUUGGCCGUCUCCAACGACUUCGUCGUCCUGUUGGACCAGGAGGCCAAAGCGGUCGUGUUCAACUGCGCCACGCGGGACGUGAUCGGCUGGUCGACGGGGAGCCCCGCCUCCAUGAAGGUGUACUACGAGCGCGGCGAGAGCGUGUCGCUGCGCUCCAUCAACAACAACACGGAGGACUUCGGAGAGGUGGUCAAGAGGCUGGAGCUGUUGACCAAGGGCAGUCAGACCACGGAGAUGACCCUGCGCCGCAACGCCCUGGGCCAGCUGGGCUUCCACGUCAACUUCGAGGGCAUCGUGGCGGAGGUGGAGCCCUACGGCCACGCCUGGCACGCCGGGCUGCGGCAGGGCAGCCGGCUGGUGGAGAUCUGCAAGGUAUCGGUGGCCUCGCUGUCUCACGAGCAGAUGAUCGACCUCCUCCGGACCUCCGUCACCGUGAAGGUGGUCAUCAUCCCCCCCCACGAGGACUCCACGCCGCGCAGAGGCUGCUCAGAAAUCUACCACAUGCCGCUGGUGGACUACAAGAACCACAAGGAGGGGAUGCCCUACGAGCUCAAGUUCCCCUUCCGCCCCUCCGCCGCCGCCGGCAACAACAACAACGCCACCAGCGCCGCCAAGUGGCCGCGCACGUCGUCCAGCCCCCAGACGCGCGCCGCCGGGGCGGGAACGCUGAUCAGGGCCCCGCCGUCCGACUUCAGCGCCGCCGCCAUCCCCCGCAGCGUGUCCAGCGACGGUCGACCCCUGCACCCCAAAAGGUACUCCCCGGGGAACGACAACUACGCCCUUGCCUGCUCCAUCGCGAUGGGCCGCACCAUGCACAGCGCGAACCCCCCCGCCGCCGCCGCCCCCUACGCCGACGCCGUGAGCUCUCACCAGUGGAGGCAGAAGUCCAUGCCCGACGGGUUUAAUAACAACAGCUGCCAAUCCCCGGUGGCAUCUGUGCGGCAGCUGGCAGGCGAGGGGCACAACGGGAACAAAGCCAGCUCCGGUGUCGGAUGGUCCCGGACUGGGGAGAGGGACAAAGCCAGCGCAGAUGCCAAAGGCGGGAUUCCUAGACUGCAGCCAGCGGAACACGGCAGUCACCCGUCUCCGAACAAAAGCCCCAAGACGGACGCUCCGUAUUCCUCCAGCCAGUCCAGCAGCAACACCCUCUCCAGCAACGCCUCCAGCUCGGCGCACAGCGACGACAAGUGGUACGAGGUGGGCUCCCGCUCGGGGCCGCGCGGCGACCUGGAUCUCAACGGCUACCUGCAGGGCGCCUCGGCCGACAGCGGCAUCGACGCCGCCUCCUUCACCGCCACGCAGAGCAGCACGGCGUCCUCCUCCUCCGCAGGCCGAGACCGGAGCCGCGGGCGGGAGGGCCACGCGGCCGCCGCCCCCGCGCCGGACUCCCUCGCCGCCGCCGCUGCCGCCGCCCCCGGAGGCGGGGAGGUGCCGGCGACGAGCCCGUCGGCCUUCCCGCUGCUGCCCGAUGGUGCCCCCUACAGUCAGAGUGACGCCGCCUCCCACUGCAGCACACUCGGCUCAGGGUCUCCCAUGGACCAGGGGCAGGACGAGGGAGCCGCCUCCCCCACGUCGCCGGGCAGCAAGAGCUUCUACCCCCGUCAGGGAGCCACCUCCAAGUACCUGAUCGGGUGGAGGAAACCCGGAGGGACCGUCAACUCCGUGGACUUCGGCAGCACUCGCAAGCGGCACCAGAGCGACGGCCUGCUGGGCGGUCAGCCGCAGCUCAGGGCCAACCUCCGGGGCUCCCAGUCGCCCCAGCGCCACACCGCCAAGUCCAGCCUGGAGGAAGACUUGAAGAAGCUCAUCACCCUCGACAGCCCUCCACCUACCACCAGUGAGGAGAAGCCGCUGUUUCCGGGUCCGCCGCCGACCCGCCGCUCCCUCCAGAGGACCCUGUCGGACGAGAGCGUCUACAGCGGGCAGCGGGACACGCCCACCGACCUCCUGUUCAGCUGCGCCACCGUGCCGCGCUCGCCCACCGCUCGCCACGGGCCGGGCCGCCGCGCGUCGCACAAGUCCCUGGGAGACCUGUCGGCCCCAGAGAGCUCGGAGCUGGAGAGGAAGAGGCAGCAGCCGCAGGACGCCGUCCUCAUGCCCCUCCCCGACCCCGGGGCAGACGGCCCGCUGGACUGGGCCCACCUGGUGGACGCCGCCAAGGCCUUUGAGGAGCAGAGGCUGGUCUUCCUCGCGGCCCAAGAGGAGAGCUCCGCGGCCGGGGGCGCGGCGGCCAGCAGUCCGCAGCAGGCCGAGCCUCAGGCGGCCCCCCUGAGGCAGCCCUCGCCCGGAGAGACUCCCGCCUGCCUGAUGGGGAAGGUCGGCCAGCUCGAGUCCAUGGUCAAAGUGCUGCAGGAAGACCUAAAGAAAGAGAAGGACGCCAAGACGUCGCUGCAGGCUCAGAUCCAGAGCCUCCGGGAGGACAACCAGCGCCUCCUGGAGGAGUCGUACAGCGCCUCCGCCAAGCUCAAGAAGUUCACCGAGUGGGUCUUUAACACCAUCGACAUGAACUGACGCCUGGAGCGCUACUCUCACGCACACGCACACACACACGCACACGCACACACACACACACACACACACAGAGUUACUUCUAAAACCAGUGCCAACGUGGACCGACACGUCAUCCGUCUUCAGCCUUGUGGAUCUUUGGAAGGGUCACCGUGCGACUGUGUGUGUGUGUGUGUGUGUGUGUGUGUGUGUGUGU